AAGGUGUUUGUUGUCUUCCGGUAUUCCAUCCGCGCUUCCACCGUGUACCGCGCUGACAGCCGCUGAGAUGACAGCGUGGAGAAGGGAAGCACGCCCACGAUGGUACUGUAUAAAACACGGAGCCCCACGGAGACCCACAGACACGGAGAGCCACGGACACGGAGAGCCACGGACAUCCGACCCGGGACGAUUCCUACCUGGACCUUCAUCAUGGGCGUCAUCAUCUCGCAGAUCUUCUCCAGGUUCACCUCCAAGAUUCCCGUCAGGAUUUUAAUGGUGGGUCUGGACGCUGCAGGUAAAACCACGCUGCUGUACCGGCUGAAGCUGGCCGAGGUGGUCACCACCAUCCCGACCGUCGGUUUCAACGUGGAGACGGUGGAAUAUAAAAACAUCAGUUUCACCGUUUGGGACGUCGGUGGCCAGACGGUCAUCAGACCGCUGUGGAGGCACUAUUACACCAACACGCAGGGUUUGAUUUUUGUGGUGGACAGCAACGAUCCGGAGAGGAUUAAAGAGGCCGCAGACGAGCUGCACAUGCAGCUGGAGGAGGACGCGCUGAGGGGCGUGCCGGUGCUGGUGUUCGCCAACAAACAGGAUUUACCCAGAGCCAUGUCGGCCAGCGCCGUCACCGAGGCCCUGAGGCUGUCCGCGGUGCAGCAGCCGUGGUUUGUCCAGUCCUCCUGCGCCGUCAGCGGUGCCGGUCUGGUAGAGGGCCUGGACUGGCUCUCCGACCGGAUCCUGAAGAACCGCAGCUGAUGCUCUGAUUGCCGACGUUCCUGAGGGUCUUUGAAGGCACCAGGAGGUCGGCGCCGCUGCAUCCCUGGAGGAACCUCUGAGGAAAUGUCAGGAUUUAU
Molecule: messenger RNA, 854 nt
Organism: Fundulus heteroclitus (mummichog)
Lineage: Eukaryota; Metazoa; Chordata; Actinopteri; Cyprinodontiformes; Fundulidae
Product: ADP-ribosylation factor 1
Exons: 6
Coding region: 100-756 (218 amino acids)
Biological process (GO): intracellular protein transport; vesicle-mediated transport
Cellular component (GO): cytoplasm; plasma membrane
Molecular function (GO): GTP binding; GTPase activity
Source: RefSeq, a predicted model, not a curated record